AUGAGCAGCAACAACAGCCUGACUCCUUUUUACUUUGAGUUCUCUCUGUUCACAGACCAGGGGCGGCUCAGAUAUCUGUCCUUCAGUCUGUGUCUGUUGAUCUACAUGACUAUAAUCUGUGUUAACGCCGUCAUUAUUCUGUCAGUGUGUGUGGAGAAGUCUCUGCAUCAGCCCAUGUAUAUAUUUAUCUGCUGUCUGUCUGUGAACUCUGUGUACGGCUCAGCCGCCUUCUUCCCCAGGUUUCUGAUGGACAUACUGUCUGACACUCAUUUCAUCUCCCGUCCGUCUUGUUUCAUCCAGAUGUACAUCAUUCACACUUACAAAGGACACGAGCUGACUAUUCUGACUGUCAUGGCCUAUGACAGGUUUGUUGCUAUUUGCCAGCCUUUACACUAUCACAGUAAAAUGACGUUGAGGAUGGUGCGAUAUCUUCUGAUUUUUGCCGUGCUCUACCCUCUGUGUAUUUUUAGCAUCUUCUUCUAUCAGUCCAGCAGUGUGCCUUUGUGUGGUAAUCAGCUGCACAUUUUUUGCAGCUUCUUAUCUAUGCUGCAGCUGUCCUGUGUGAAAGAAAGUGUGAUGAACAUAGUAGGUCAGUUGCUCGUUGUGCCAUCAAUCUUUUUACCCUUGUUCUUUGUCCUGUACUCCUACCUGCAUAUUGUACUUGUCUGCAGAAGAAGCUCGUCUGAAUUCAGAGGAAAGGCGUUACAGACCUGUCUGCCUCACAUAGUGACAUAUGUGAACUUCUGCAUCUCAGUAUUCUGCGAAGUUCCACUGAGUCUUAACUUUAGUGAAGUCAAUACAUAUGUCAUUGUUGUCUUAUCUCUGGAGUUUCUGAUCAUUCCCCCCAUCAAUAACCCUCUGGUUUACGGCCUGAAACUGCCCCAGAUCAGAAGAGUCAUUUUUGGAUAUGUGAAGAUUCACAUAAGGCAGAGAUGA
This is a messenger RNA of Lates calcarifer (barramundi perch), 936 nucleotides long. Its product is annotated as olfactory receptor 51I2-like. The record is from RefSeq and is a predicted model, not a curated record. The transcript has a single exon. Gene Ontology annotation, biological process: G protein-coupled receptor signaling pathway. Gene Ontology annotation, molecular function: olfactory receptor activity; G protein-coupled receptor activity. The coding region runs from base 1 to 936 and encodes 311 amino acids. NCBI's taxonomy places the organism in Eukaryota, Metazoa, Chordata, Actinopteri, Centropomidae. Gene Ontology annotation, cellular component: membrane.